Cebus imitator (Panamanian white-faced capuchin) is the source of this 4138-nucleotide messenger RNA. RefSeq names its product TXK tyrosine kinase (gene TXK). Bases 1127 to 2710 code for a protein of 527 amino acids. Gene Ontology annotation, molecular function: protein binding; ATP binding; non-membrane spanning protein tyrosine kinase activity. Gene Ontology annotation, biological process: regulation of platelet activation; integrin-mediated signaling pathway; peptidyl-tyrosine autophosphorylation. The record is from RefSeq and is a predicted model, not a curated record. The transcript is spliced from 15 exons. NCBI's taxonomy places the organism in Eukaryota, Metazoa, Chordata, Mammalia, Primates, Cebidae.
AGUCUAUCAUUGAUGGGCAUUCAGGUUGAUUCCAUGUCUUUGCUAACCAUACACAACUUUUAACUGACUUGUUGCUCAUUCAAGGGGCUGGUCCUGGUACACUCUACCUUACUAUCACUGUCCGCUUUUCUCCUUUCUUCCUCACCUUCCCUUCUCUUCUCCUCCCAACCCAUACUUCCCUUUUCACCCUGAGGAGCUAUGGGAAGUACUCGGUGGUUUGGAAGAGAAUGAGGAGAAGAUAGAGUCCCUGCCCUAAUGGUCAAUGUAUGCUGUUGAUGGAAAAACAAGAUAGAUAGCUCCUGGCAACAUUUGGGAACAUUUCCUUCAACAAUCUUUAAAUAUUUUUUACUAAGACUUAAGAAGUUUUUAUACAAAAGCAUAACUAAGGCAAAAGGUAAAGUAAAAAUAACAGUCAUCCCUCAGAAUACUAAGGAACCUUAAUCUAAACAGGAAAUGGGAAGGGCGGUGAGAAUAUACCUGUCUUCAUUAAAGUUGUUCCCUUAAUUUGUUAACACAUGGUUAUGCUUUCCAAUGGGAUGAAGUGAAACUCCCAAGUGUGUUUUGUAUUGUUGUUGUUUUUAUAUUUCUUAGCUGUGCCCCAGUCACUUUUUAGGGUUAUUACUAGAUUGACUUCCCCCAAAUAGAGUGUCUGCUGAGUGGGAGGAUGGAACAUUCUAAACUCAAUAUUCCAGAGCCUAGAAUCUAAUUGUUUCUACCACUCACUGUGUGGCCUUGGGCAAGUCCCUUAGUCUAUCUGUGCCUCCAUUUCCUUCCCAGUCCAGAGAGGGCAGUUUGACUUGAUGAUUUUAAAGGUGCCUUUUACCAAAAUUUUGUGAUUUCUUGAAAAUGAUGUUUGCGAGUCACCCACACCUUUGGGGAUAAGACUAAUACACACCCUCAGAGAUUGGGAUGCAGAUUACUGGGCUUUCGUAUAUAGGCCAUUGGCUGUCAUUUAUACGCUUCUGAGGUUUUCAGAACAGGAAAAUAGGAGGGGUUAACUCUGCCCGUGAGAAACAUCUUUGGUGAACUAUGAUUUCAGUUGAAAGAUGUGUUUUUGUGAGUGGAGCACCGCAGAAGAACUGAAGACUGUUGUGUGCUCUGUGUGCUCCCUGCAGAAGGGGCUGCCAUGAUCCUUUCCUCUUAUAACACCAUCCAGUCGGUUUUCUGUUGCUGCUGUUGCUGUUCAGUGCAGAAGCGACAAGUGAGAACACACAUAAGCUUGAGCACAGAUGAGGAGCUUCCAGAAAAGUACACCCAGCGUCGCAGGCCGUGGCUCAGCCAACUGUCAAAUGAGAAGCGAUCCAACAGGGGCCGUGUGCAACCGUUGAAACGAAAGCCACUGCCUCCUCUGCCACCCUCUGAGGUUGCUGAAGAGAAGAUCCAAGUCAAGGCACUUUAUGAUUUUCUGCCCAGAGAACCUUGUAAUUUAGCCUUAAGGAGAUCAGAAGAAUACCUGAUAUUGGAGAAAUAUAAUCCUCACUGGUGGAAGGCAAGAGACCGUUUGGGGAAUGAAGGCUUAAUCCCAAGCAACUAUGUGACUGAAAACAAAAUAACUAAUUUACAAAUAUAUGAGUGGUACCAUAGAAACAUUACCAGAAAUCAGGCAGAACAUCUGCUGAGACAAGAGUCUAAAGAAGGCGCAUUUAUUGUCAGAGAUUCGAGACAUUUAGGAUCCUACACAAUUUCUGUAUUUAUAGGAGCUAGAAGAAGUACGGAGGCUACCAUAAAACAUUAUCAGAUAAAAAAGAAUGACUCAGGACAGUGGUACGUGGCUGAAAGACACCUCUUUCAAUCAAUUCCUGAGUUAAUCUGGUAUCACCAGCACAAUGCGGCCGGUCUCAUGACACGUCUCCGAUAUCCAGUUGGGCUGAUGGGCAGUUGUUUACCGGCCACAGCUGGGUUUAGCUACGAAAAGUGGGAGAUAGAUCCGUCUGAGUUGGCUUUUAUAAAGGAGAUUGGAAGCGGUCAGUUUGGAGUGGUCCAUUUAGGUGAAUGGCGGUCACAUAUCCAGGUAGCUAUCAAGGCCAUCAAUGAAGGCUCCAUGUCUGAAGAGGAUUUCAUUGAAGAGGCCAAAGUGAUGAUGACAUUAUCUCAUUCAAAGCUAGUGCAACUUUAUGGGGUCUGUAUACAGCGGAAGCCCCUUUACAUUGUGACAGAGUUCAUGGAAAAUGGCUGCCUGCUUAACUAUCUCAGGGAGAGAAAAGGAAAGCUUAGGAAGGAAGUGCUACUGAGUGUAUGCGAGGAUAUAUGUGAAGGAAUGGAAUAUCUGGAGAGAAAUGGCUAUAUUCAUAGGGAUUUGGCGGCAAGAAAUUGUUUGGUCAGUUCAACAUGCAUAGUAAAAAUUUCGGACUUUGGAAUGACGAGGUACGUUUUGGAUGAUGAGUAUAUCAGCUCUUUUGGAGCCAAGUUCCCUAUCAAGUGGUCCCCUCCUGAAGUUUUUCUUUUCAAUAAGUACAGCAGUAAAUCUGAUGUCUGGUCAUUUGGAGUUUUAAUGUGGGAAGUUUUUACAGAAGGAAAAAUGCCUUUUGAAAAUAAGUCAAAUUUGCAAGUUGUGGAAGCUAUUUCUGAAGGCUUCAGGCUGUAUCGCCCUCACCUGGCACCAGUGUCCAUAUACGAAGUCAUGUACAGCUGCUGGCAUGAGAAACCCAAAGGCCGCCCUACAUUUGCCGACCUGCUGAGGACACUCACAGAGAUUGCAGAAACCUGGUGACCUGAAAUGGAAUGCCAACCCAAAGAAUCAUCUUGCAAAACUGUCACUUAUUGUGAAUAUCUUCACCAUAUGGGGACACUUAUGGUGAAUAUUUUCCCUUAGAGUUGCCGACUCUUGAAAGCAGUGCAAAGAUCACAGGCUUUUAAAAAUUAAAAAAAUUUAAGACUAUUCAGACAAUCUAUGUUUUUCUAUGUGUGACAUGGACUUGUACACUCUUAUUUUUCUGUAAAAUAUUUCACAUCUCAAAUGUGAAGAAAUGAAAAAGGCUUCACAGCAGUCUUCAUAGUGACUGCUCCUCAUGAUCAUAGCCACAGGAACCCUUAAGGGUACAUGAAAAUCUGACCCUUCACAAAGCUUAGAAUGCUUCCUUCUUCAAGAUGAAUGACAUUCAUCACUCCAGUGAUCCAUGCAUAGAAGAUAAAAAUAAAUUCCGCCAACUCAUGGGAUAAAGGGGCCUCCCUUGCAGAAUUUCAUGCUUUUGGUCUGUAUAGAUCUUUGCAGAAAAUGCACCUUUGUAAACCACAUGAAUGUUAGCAUUCUGGAAAUGUCUUUUGUUAAUAUAAUCUUCGUAUAUGUUAUUUAUCAAAUUGUUUUUGCACAUAUCUGAUCAUACUGACGGCAGUUUUUUUGCAUGUGGGUUUUAAACACUGUUACAGGAUGUAAUUUAAGCUCAUCUUUGAACAGAUCCUGGUGACAUUCUAUUUCCAGGAAAAUCCAGAACUUGAUUUUAAUUCUGUGAUUUUAUACUUUUUGCAUGUGAGAUUGGACAGUUUCAGAGUUUUAUUUUGUCACAGUAAGUGCCUUUGUAAUUUUCAGGAAGGCUUGUUCUUUCCAGAAGAGGAGACAAAAGCAAGAUAACCAAAUGUGACAUCAAGCUCCAUUGUUUCGGAAAUCCAGGAUUUUGAAUUUGAGAUGAAACAACCAGCAAUUACAGUUAAAUCUUAACUUUGCCUGCACUCUUUGUAGGAAUGACCAGAAAUUGAUCUGUAUUAUUCUGAGUGCUUCAGGAGUACCAUACGAAGAAACAUAUUGGAGAAAGCACAAAUGUAAUUACCACGAAGUCUAACAAUAGGAGCCCACUAUUUGCACACUUUCCCACCCUGUAUCAUGGUUCUGUGGGAACAAGUUUAUGAUCCUCAUUAGAGUUUAAGUUGUUGAUUGUCAGUAGUUGUGACUUUUAAAUUAUAUUUCCCCCACUCAAAGAAUGGUAUCUUUAUAUAUCAAUGACACUCAAUAAAUGUGUAUUAUUUCCAGUGAGAAUCAGGUACAAGAAGAGACUUGAUAAUUCAACUGGUGGUCUCAGAAAUGUUUGGGCCGGGUGUGGUGGCUCAUACCUAUAAUCUCAGCACUUUGGGAGGCUGAGGUGGAAGAAUAGCUUGAGCCCAGUUCGAGACCAGCCUGGGCAACAAAGUGAGAUCCCCUCUCUAU